AUGUCACUAAAUGGUGAAAAGCGCGCCAAGGAGUUACCAGCUUGUCCAGAUGCGUCGGAGGCCAUUCACCAAUUGGUAUCUCUGCUGAACCAGUACUGUUCUGAUGGUAGUUUCGAUACCCUGAAGGGAGUUGUUGGGGAGAAUGAAGAACUCAAGCGAGACACUGCGAAGCUCCAAACCGCAUACGAUACGAACAUUCAAGCACUGUCCCGGCAUCAGGCUGAGACUAAAAGACAAAAUGACGAUUUCGAAAAGCAACUGAGUUCCCAGAGAGCACAGAAUGAGGCGACCCUCAAAGCCAAGCAAGCGGCUGAGGACAAUAUUAAGAAGCACAAAGGUCAACUGGCGACACUUCAAGACAAGCUCGAAGGCCAGUCGUUAGCUGCUAAACAGUUGAUGAACGAGAUCAAGAAAAAAGAGUCCACGAUUAGCUCUCUCGAGGACUUCAAAGCGUCACAGCAGGAAAAGGCGACGAAGGCCGAAAAGGAGCUGGCAACACUGAGAAGCGCGGAAAAGUCUAUGCAAUCACGCAUAAAUGACCUGGCUAGAGACUUAGAGGAAGCGCACGGAAGGUUGAUGACGUUUCAUUCCAUCAUGGUCAAACUUGAUAAGUUUGAGGCCAGGAGAGCUGAAAUUGGAGAUGCCUUGGACAGUAUACUCAACAAUUGUCUCGGCUUUGUGGAAUCGUUUAUAGGCGUUGCUCUAGACGACACAUGCUUGACCGACACGACAAUAUGGGGAAGGGUUCGGAAUCACGCCUCGAUCCAGCGUACUAUCCCACUACCUGCUUCUAACUCACCGGCCGCCAAGCAAAUGAGAGUUGCUGCCGGCCUUCGGAUAUACAGCAUAGCCUUGGCUGACAAUGUCUUUAGAUCAACUUACCUUACCCAGAACAAUGACCUUGAUGAUGUUCUACGGGACUUGGAGACAGAAGACCCGCUGCAUGAGGCUUUCGCACGUGCAGUUCUAUUAAAGAUACAGCCAACGAGACAGGCUCGAACUAGAGAAGUUCGCGUCAAGAUGGUCGUUGACCAGGUAUCAGACGCACUCGCCGACCUGGUCCCCAUUUCGCAGCGACAAGCGUUUGAGGCACGUCUGCGUCAGGUUUCAGCGGAGGCAUGCAACGCCUGGUCAGUCGUUCAGCAGUUACUGGAACCAGUUCGUCCGGUUUUCUCCUCGCAUAUGUUUGAGGAUUGGGUGGCAUUUCCGUCAUUGACAGCCCAACGCAACGGCAAGACUGAGUCCUCCUGCGGUGCUGGGAAACCCUUGGUAACGCGGACAGAGAAAUCGGAUCGGGAAGGGCAAUCGCCCACGGCUGAAUCUCAGUCGAUGGAAACGGACGACAUCAUACAGGUUGUCUGGCCAGCAUUUUCUGUCCCAUCUUCCCAACAGGAGGAUGAUGUCGGUAACCAAGUUCCAGAAAUGGUCCACCGAGGGUACGUGAUCACACGGUCGCAAAUCAAGGAUGCGGAGGAAGAGAUGUCUCGUAGGAAUGCGAGAAAGAACGCAAGGCAGAACAGUGCACACAGUUCUACACAGAAGAAGAGGCGAGAUUCGGCAGUCUUUUUAUCCAAGGGUUUCUCGACCGGUAUCGGUACCGAGAAGGGCCAUUAA
Messenger RNA from Fusarium coffeatum, 1614 nucleotides. RefSeq lists its product as uncharacterized. Bases 1 to 1614 code for a protein of 537 amino acids. The record is from RefSeq and is a predicted model, not a curated record. The transcript is spliced from 2 exons. NCBI's taxonomy places the organism in Eukaryota, Fungi, Ascomycota, Sordariomycetes, Hypocreales, Nectriaceae.